Danio aesculapii is the source of this 655-nucleotide messenger RNA. RefSeq lists its product as uncharacterized. The annotation marks the transcript as partial. NCBI's taxonomy places the organism in Eukaryota, Metazoa, Chordata, Actinopteri, Cypriniformes, Danionidae. The record is from RefSeq and is a predicted model, not a curated record. The transcript is spliced from 6 exons.
AUGCCACAAGGCACCUACGGUCGACAGAAGUGCAAUUCUAAUCCUAAAGUCAAUGAAGAACUGAAACAAAGGCUGCCGUCCCCUGUAAAGCACCAUUGUUCAGAGACCACACCACAACUUGGGUCCACUUUUGGAGAAACCACCUCAGCUACAUCCCAGUGUCAGAGUAUAUCAAAAGCCCUGGAGGAAAAACUCUUACAAGUAUCUAAGAGUCCCAGACCCAGAGAAGGAGUGUUGCCCAAACCCCCUCCACCCCCACCUGUGCCUGUCCCGGCUCCAGCUGAAGUGAGGAUCAUGGAGGAGGAAAGACGAGCUCUACAGAGAGACGCGGCACUGCAUGAACAGGUCAUUAAUGAGACGGCCAGCAGUCCAGUCCACACACCUCACAUUAGCAGGACGGGCUCUGCUGCGCUCAGGCAUUCUCAUGAGGACCAGGGAAACUCCAAAGUUAUCGGUGACUCCAAAAAGCAAGUCCCAGUUCUGGAUAAAGAGAAAAACAUCGCCUUUCUCCUUAAGGAGCUGGAUUCCCUUAGAGAGCUCAAUAAAAAGCUCCAGGACAAGUUGGCACUGAAAGAGAAGGAGCUGGAAACCAAGCUGCUAGACUCUCAACUACAGGAGACUGAAAUGGAGGCACGGGCCAAUGAGAGAGCAGCAG